Messenger RNA from Sebastes umbrosus (honeycomb rockfish), 2470 nucleotides. RefSeq names its product flavin-containing monooxygenase 5-like. Lineage: Eukaryota; Metazoa; Chordata; Actinopteri; Perciformes; Sebastidae. The record is from RefSeq and is a predicted model, not a curated record. Gene Ontology annotation, molecular function: flavin adenine dinucleotide binding; N,N-dimethylaniline monooxygenase activity; NADP binding. The transcript has 10 exons. Bases 91 to 1758 code for a protein of 555 amino acids.
UGUGAAUCAGUACACUGAGUUAUUCCUUCGACUGCUCUCAAUCUCUGCAAGAGUGAGCUUUCUGUUUUUGCAUCAUAACAGAGCUGAAGUAUGGCUCGUCGUGUGGCAGUGAUUGGAGGAGGUAGUUCAGGUCUGGCCUGUAUCAAGUGCUGUCUGGAUGAGGGGCUGGAGCCUGUCUGCUUUGAAAGCAGCAAUGACAUCGGUGGUCUGUGGAGGUUUAAGGAGAAUCCAGAGCCAGACAGGGCCAGCAUCUACCACUCUGUCAUCAUCAACACCUCCAAAGAGAUGAUGUGUUACAGUGACUUUCCCAUCCCUGCACACUUCCCCAACUACAUGCACAACUCCCUCAUCAUGGACUACUUUCACAUGUAUGCUGACCGCUUCCAGCUCACCAAGCACAUACGCUUCAAUACCAAAGUCUUGCAGGUGAAGCAGAGAUCAGAUUUCUCUCAUUCAGGCCAGUGGGACGUUGAGACGGAGAACAAGGAUGGUGAAAAGGAGAAACAGAUUUUUGAUGCUGUGAUGAUCUGUAUUGGACAUCACUGCCACCCCAACUUGCCACUGCAAGACUUCCCAGGCAUUGACACAUUCAAGGGAAAAUACUUCCACAGCCGAGACUACAAGACUCCUGAGGAGUGGAGGGAUAAAAAGGUUGUAGUGCUUGGAAUAGGAAGCUCUGGAGGAGACAUAGCAGUGGAACUGAGCAGAGUCACCAAGCAGCUGUAUCUAAGCACUCGGAGGGGAGCCUGGAUCGUAAAUCGAGUUUCAGACAAUGGUCUUCCCAGUGAUAUGUUGUACAACAGGAUGUCAAUUAAAGUGCGCCGGAUCCUUCCCUUUGAAUUACUCUGCAGCAUGAAAGAAAGAAAAGUCAACCGAAGAUUUGAUCACAGUCUGUACAACUUGAAGCCAAAGCACAGGUUGUUCAGCCAACAUCCGACAGCGAAUGAUGAGCUUCCCAACCGUAUCCUAUCUGGAACAGUUCAGGUGAAACCCAACAUCCGCCGGUUUCAGGGAUCCAGUGUGGAGUUUGCUGACGGAACUGUCGUGGAAGAUGUCGACCUGGUGGUGUUUGCCACAGGUUACAGGUUUUCCUUUCCAUUCCUGGCCUCAAAUGUGGUCCCAGUGUCUGAGAACAAAGCAUCGCUGUACAAGUAUGUGUUUCCUCCUGAGUUGGACCGCCCCACUCUGGUUAUCAUUGGUCUCGUGCAGCCACUGGGAGCCAUUAUGCCCAUCUCUGAGAUGCAGGCCCGAUGGGCCACACGUGUCUUUAAAGGCAGCACCAAGCUUCCUGCAGUGGCUUCUAUGCUAAAAGAUGUCCAGUGCAAGCAGGAGACAAUGGCUAAAAGGUACGUCACCAGUCAGAGACACACCAUCCAGGUUGACUAUAUGAGCUACAUGGAUGAGAUAGCAGCGCUGGUGGGGGUUCGACCCAACUCCCUGAGGCUGCUGCUGACUGAUCCCAGGCUGGCGCUGAAUGUGAUGUUCGGUCCCGGUACUCCGUACCAGUAUCGUCUCAGAGGGCCAGGGAAAUGGGCUGGAGCCCGUCAGGCCAUCCUCACUCAGUGGGAGAGAGUGUUUAAACCCAUGCAGACCAGGCCCUGUGAUGAUCCUAAACCCAAGAGAUCGUUGAUGUGGCCUCUGAUCCUGUCAGCUGCUGCUGUGGGCUUGGCCUGCGUUAACAGGAACAAACUUCCAGCUUUCCUACAGGAUCCCAGUGUACUGUUGGACAAGAUAAAAGCUUACCUGCAUGCACACUGAUGUGCAAUUCAUAUUCAAUCUGAUGUCAUUAUAGCUGUAUAAUACAUGCUGACUGGCUGGGAGAUCUAAUAAUCAGUAUAGAUAACAUAAAUACAAUUUAAAAAAAUUAAAAUAGAGUAGAGAAAGUUCACAGCUCAUUAAGUGUUAAUGAGGUAACACAUUAGCAAGCAGCAGCGUUUAAAUGUUCAGUCCGUGUUUGGUCAUUUAAACUGAGGUGAUGUAUUAUAUUUCAUUCGCUUAUAGGUAAAAUCUUGAUCUAGAAAAGAUGUUAUAAGUUCAGCUGUGCAAUAAUGGUGUAAAAUAUACACUAUUUCCCUCAUUUCAAUGUAAAACAAAAGGGAAAUACUCAAGUAAAAGUACUUCAAAAUUGUACUAAAGCACAGCAAAUGUACAGGACUUUGCACCUCUGGCAGUUUCUAUGUCAUUACUCCGUCUCCAGGAUGGACCUUUAACUACAGUAAGAUAGUGCACAUUGGUGAAUGAUGCCACCUAAUGGCAGCUCCAGAGCCAAGCUGAUGUUAGGCUUGAAAAAACUAUGUGAAGCGAUGUAUUGUAUAGUGAUUUUUGUGUGUCACAUCAUCAUACUGGCAUUGUGUGAUUAAGGUCGCAUCUCUUUAGAAUCUCAUGUAGUCAAAAUCAGUAGUUUUCUUUCUUUUUAAAGAUGACAAAUGUGUGGUACAAUCAAAAAUAAAGACAUGAAAUUAAAAAUCAA